Parnassius mnemosyne (clouded apollo) is the source of this 1395-nucleotide messenger RNA. The record is from the annotation of a GenBank genome assembly. NCBI's taxonomy places the organism in Eukaryota, Metazoa, Arthropoda, Insecta, Lepidoptera, Papilionidae.
AUGAUCCGAAGAUUGUUGUGCUUGGCUGUAGUUGCUUGGGCUUCAGCAGAGAAGUCAUGUUACUGGAACGCUCUUUGUCCGUACCCAAUGUACUCAACCAUUACCCCGUAUGAUACAAUACGGGGAGAUAUCAGGGAUUAUCCGGAUCCAGAGGGUUGUCAGGCGAUAAGUAUGUGGUCGCUACACAGGCACGGUAACCGCAACCCCACCUCCAGGGUCACAACCGACAUCAAAGCCGUCGCUGGCUUAAAGGAUGUGAUCAUUCAGAGCUUUGCGAGGGGCAGAAGUCGGAUGUGCUCGCAGGAUAUUGAAGAAUUAAAAAAAUGGAAGUGGAACGAAACACUUGAAGAAUCACAAGCGUUCCUUACAGGAACAGGUUAUGAAGAACUAUAUGAUAUAGGUAAACGACUUAGAGAAAAAUACCGUGAACUGCUGCGAGGAUCUGUCGAUAAAUACUACUUUAGAAGCACCAACGAACAGCGUACCGUUGCCAGUGGAAUGGCGUUUGUUCAUGGUCUUGCGGAAGGAACCGAUUUGAACCUCACCGUUGACGGACCUUGGGAAAGAGAUGAUGUCAUUCGUCCAUAUGAAAAUUGCGACAAAUAUCAAGUGGAAGUUAAAGGUGGCCAGAAACUGGUGGAGGAACUGGACGCAUACUUCCGCACAGAUGAAUUCCAGAUGGUCAAGAAUAAUGUCCAGGAGCGCCUAGGCAUAGAGACCCAGUUGUCGCCGGAAGACAUAUACUCGUUGUAUGAGAUCUGUCGCUUCUACCGUUCCUGGACUCCCACCAAGCAGUCGCCUUGGUGCUCCGUCUUCUCAGACCAGGAUCUUGUUGUUUUAGAGUACAGGGAUGACGUACGCCAUUACUAUCGUAAUGGAUACGGUUCUUGGGUUAAUGUAAAUCUAGGUGGCCCUGUCCUAAAGGAUCUGUAUGAAAACUUCGAGGCCGCAGUUAAUGGCAGUGGGAGGAACGUAGUCUCUUACUUCACACACGACACUAUGUUGGAAAUGACUUUCUGUGCUUUGGGUUUAUUUAAAGACGACGCUCCAAUCAGAGGAAUUGAGAGGAAUCCUGAUAGACUUUGGAAGACCAGCUUCAUAUCGUCUUUCUCCGUCAACUUAAUUGCUGUUUUGAACAGUUGUCAUGAAUCAGGAUCUCAAACGUACCGCGUCCAGUUUUUCAUCAACGAACGGGAAACGGAGCUAUGUCCCACUACUGGCUGCACUUGGAGGCAGUUCCAGGAUAACUUCCACAAGUUCACAACAACGAAUUUGGAUUUCUGCAGCAUGGACAACUCUGUUGUCAGUGGGCCGGAAACUAACUCGGCUACUCGUGCUAAAUUGGUAACAAUUUGCUUAAUGGCAAUGGAAAUAUUAUUUUAUUUAUUAAAAUAG